AGUUUAAGCUAAACAAGUGACUGAGAAAAGAGUAAAAAUUAAAAUAUUAGAAGAAGAAAAAGGAAACAAAAGUGCAUAAAAUUUAAAAAAAAAAUCCGGUUUUGAAGUUGAAAUAAAGUUAACAAAAAAAAAAUUAUUAAUAAAAAAACCUGUUAACAAAACAUAAAAAUUUUCUUUAAAAGAAAACUUAUUAAGAAUUUAAAUAUUUUUUAUAAAAAUAACCAAAUUUAAACAAAAAUUUUGAAUUUGUAGUAAUAUGUGCAAUAUUUUAUAGUGCUAAAGAAAUUAAAACAUUUGCUGAAUUUUAAUUAACUUUUUUUUGAUAAAACUUCCCAAAAAAAUUUUUAAGCAAAAAUAACAUUCAACAUGUCUACAGACAACAGAGAAGAUGAGUACAGUAAAUUUGUGCCGCAAAAAAUAAAUUAUCAAAUUGUUGCCGCCACGGAUGAAAAAGAUUUGUAUCAGCAAAGAAAGUUAAGCAAUGCGAAUGGCAACAACAACAACAAUAAUAAUAAUAAAAACCUUAAAAGAACCACGGAAAUGCGUGGUAUUUAUCAUCAGAUUAUUUCUACCUGCGCUGUUUUAAUUUUAUCCGCGGCCUGCGGCAUGCCCAUUGGUUAUUCGGCCGUUUUAUUACCACAACUAUCAGCCUCGAAUAAUAUACCCACUAACUCUACGCCUGAGAUUAUUAUUGAUAUAGAAAUGGGUUCUUGGAUUGCUAGUGUCCAUAGUUUAGCCACACCUAUUGGUUCAUUUUUAUCGGGACCCAUGGCCGAUUAUAUGGGCAGACGUUCGGCUUUAUUGGUUUCAGUUUUACCCCUAUUCGCCGGUUGGUGUGUAUUGGCUUUAUCACAAUCCUAUACUAUGCUGUUGAUAGGACGUUUAUUGUGUGGUUUUGCCACCGGCAUAUUGGGUGGACCGGCACAGGUUUAUAUUGCCGAAACUGCUGAACCAAAUUUGCGUGGCCUACUAAUUGGCGCUCCCUUUGUCUCCUACUCUAUGGGUAUACUUAUCGUUUAUGCCCUAGGUUCGGCUCUACACUGGAGAGGUGUGGCCUGGUGUGGCAAUAUAUUACCCGCUGUAGCUGCACUCGCCAUAUUCUUUAUACCCGAAAGUCCUGCUUGGCUAUUGAGACAUAAUAAAACCGAGAAAGCCCAUAAAGCUUUAACAUUCCUAAGAGGCAAUGAGAUUGUUGCCCAAAAAGAAAUUAAUGAAAUGAAAGAAAGAUUAGAUAAGGAAGUGGCCAGCACCAAAACAAAUGAGAACAUAUUCAAAUUGUGCUGUCAAAGAGUUGCCAUUAAACCUUUAGUCAUUGUUAUAGUAUUUUCAUUUUUACAAAUUGCUUCUGGUACCUUUAUUGUGGUAUUCUAUGCUAUUGAUAUUAUAUCUGAGUUUGGAGCAGAGUUCGAUACCAAGGCGGCUGCUAUUUGGACUGCUGUAGUGAGAAUGGUUUGCACCGUUAUGUUCUGUGUGAUUUUGCUGUUUGUGAGAAGACGUCGUAUUUUAAUAUUGUCCGGUAUUGGUUCGGGUCUUAGCUGUUUGACCUUAAGUGUUUAUAUGUUUGUGCGUGAGGGUCAGCCCAAGGGAGGAGCUGAUGUUAUAGUUGCUGGAGUUUGUUUACUCAUUUAUAUUUCCUUCAAUACCUCACUGAUGGUAAUGCCGGGCAUUAUGAUUGGUGAACUGUUCCCCGCUAAAAUAAGAGGUCGUACUGCCGGCGCUGUAUUUGCUGCCAUGAAUGUGGCUCUCUUCGCUUUUACCAAAGCCUUCCCACUCAUCCAUUUGUCCAUUAGAAUGAAGGGUGUUUUCAUGAUCUUUGCCGUAGCCAGUUUUGUGGUUUCGAUAUUUAUGUGGCUUUUCCAACCCGAAACUAAGGGCAGAAGUUUGGAACAAAUCGAAGACUAUUUCAAUGAAAACAAUUGGCUGUGGUUUAAGAGAGACAAAAGCUAUAAGAUGGUAGCCACCAAAGAUAAUGCUAGUAAAGCGUAGACAUUUCUACCUCAAAAUAAUUCGUAUAUAAACCAUUUUAACCUCGCCAUCGGGCCUCGAAAGCCCUCGAAAUGUGUCAUUCUUAAAUUAAACGGCUAACUUUAUAUCUUAAUUGUGUAAAUGUUCUUUAAAUCUUCUUUAAAGAAGAUUUUAAAGAGGCUUUUUGUUAUUAUUAAACACAAAUUUUCCAAAUAAAUUUAUACUUCUAGGGCCUUUUCAUGGAUUUCUUUCUUAAGCAUUUAUUUGAAAUCUGUUGAGAAAUUUUUAAAUUUUAAAGUGUAUUAAGCUUUAAAAUAAUUAUUCUAACAAAUAGUUAUUUUGUUAAUUAUUAUUUAAAUUAAUUUUUUUGUUUUUAACCCAAUAUGAGAAAAUAUUUGUGAUCUUUUAAAUUCCAAGAAAUAAUAGUUUUUAAUCGUAGUUUUUUUAAGUAAUUAUAGUUUAGUUUUAAGGUUUCAACUUAAGGAACAAUUUUAUGCUUAAAUAAAAAAUAUAUGUAUAAGAUAUACAUUUUAAA
Messenger RNA from Lucilia sericata (common green bottle fly), 2500 nucleotides. RefSeq names its product facilitated trehalose transporter Tret1 (gene pippin). The transcript is spliced from 5 exons. NCBI's taxonomy places the organism in Eukaryota, Metazoa, Arthropoda, Insecta, Diptera, Calliphoridae. Gene Ontology annotation, molecular function: sugar transmembrane transporter activity. The coding region runs from base 367 to 1986 and encodes 539 amino acids. The record is from RefSeq and is a predicted model, not a curated record. Gene Ontology annotation, biological process: carbohydrate transport; transmembrane transport. Gene Ontology annotation, cellular component: membrane.